ACCAAAGAAGUUACCUAAACACUUUUACUGUCUAUGUAAACACCCGGUAGAUGUUGUAACUGUCUGUCCAUCAGUUUCUGUCUGAGCUAGACCAAAAAAACGAAAACUAGGAUUUCACGGCUGAAGUCAUGGUAACUACCAACUAGCCUACCGAUGUUCCACUUUUUGAGUAUUUUUCCGCGAAUGUUAUCGUUAGCAAAGUAUCUGCGUUAGCCACCAAGGUCACUGGUUUAAGUGAACACGUGCGAUUUUUACACAGUGAUUAAGUAAUUCGAUUGGUUGCAAAAUGGCUGGGUUGAUUAAUUUUAAUGACGAAGAAGAAGUGAAGCAAUACCUGGAUAAUUUGGGAAUUGAAUUCAGCUAUCAAUGUUACCGUGAGAAGGACCCUGAAGGUUGUCAGCGACUUGCGGAUUAUAUGGAAGGAGUCAAGAAAAACUUCGACUCAACUGCACAGAUUCUCAAGCAUAACUGCGAGACAAAUGGACACGGGGAGAGCUGCUACAAACUUGGGGCUUAUUACGUUGCUGGCAAAGGUGGAUUGCCUCUGUGCCUCAAGACAGCCUACUCAUGUUUCCUGCGCUCAUGCAAAGCUGGUGGGAAGAAGUCAGUAGACGCCUGCCAUAACGUGGGAUUGCUGGCUCAUGAUGGGCGGUCCAUGGAAGAAGGCCCAGAUGCAGGGGUAGCCCGGGAGUACUAUGAGAAGGCCUGCACUGGGGGCUUUGCACCCAGCUGCUUCAACCUGAGUACACUCUACAUUCAGGGUGCCCCAGGGUUCGAGAAGAACAUGCCUCUGGCACUGCAGUACUCCAUGCGUGCGUGUGAACUAGGACAUGUUUGGGGAUGCUCAAAUGCCAGCCGCAUGUACAAACUCGGGGACGGGGCACCCAAAGAUGACCAAAAAGCAGAAGACCUGAAAAAUAGGGCCAGGGAUCUACAUGGACAGCAGAAAGAGCGGCAGUUGAAAUUUGGAGAAUGAAUGAAGUCUAAAACUUUACCUCAGGAGGCCGAGCAGCUGUUUCAUUGAAAACAGUGUGUAUUCUUUGUUGAAUCUGUGGGGCAGUGAAAUAGCUGGGGUUGGCUGUGUGUGUGGAACUGUAUAAACUGUUGUUUUGGGAGAAAAAGUGGUGCCAUAAACUUUAUCUUGAUUGCCAUUCCAACCAGUGCUAUGCAAUGCAGGAAAACUGAGUGUUUUAUGUUCAAGUAAAGUUUUAUUUCAAUCACUCUCCAUGAAAUACCAUAAAAUAAAUAUGGAAAUAAA
Sardina pilchardus (European sardine) is the source of this 1258-nucleotide messenger RNA. Its product is annotated as cytochrome c oxidase assembly factor 7. The record is from RefSeq and is a predicted model, not a curated record. Gene Ontology annotation, molecular function: protein binding. The transcript is spliced from 3 exons. Gene Ontology annotation, cellular component: mitochondrial intermembrane space. Bases 287 to 976 code for a protein of 229 amino acids. Lineage: Eukaryota; Metazoa; Chordata; Actinopteri; Clupeiformes; Clupeidae.